AUGGCCUUCUCUGAACUUUUACAAUGUGCAGGAGACUUCGGGAAAUUCCAAAUUAUACAAAGCAUUCUGACAGGACUGUUAAAUAUCUUAAUGAUCACGCACAUGUUAGUGGAAAACUUUUCAGCUGCUACUCCUGCUCACCGUUGCUAUAUCCACCUCUUGGACAGUACUAAAUCUGGCACAAAUUUUACCAAGAAUCUGACAACUGAAGAACUCUUGAGAGUCUCCAUUCCAAUGAGUCCAGACCAGAAACCAGAGCAGUGCCGAAGGUUCAAGCAGAUACAGUGGCAACUCUUAGAUCUCAAUGAAUCAGUUGCCAAUAUCAAUGAACUGGACACGGAGCCCUGCCUGGAUGGUUGGAUCUAUGACCAAAGCGUUUUUACCUCUACCAUUGUGACUCAGUGGGACUUAGUAUGUGAUUCACAGUCACUCAAAGUUUUGUCACAGUUCUUAUUCAUGACUGGGUCUAUGCUUGGAACUCCAAUAAGUGGCUACUUUGCUGAUAGAUUUGGCCGGAAGCCUCUAUUGCUCUGCUUCUCCCUGGUCUGUGCACUAACAGGGGUCUGUUCAGCCUUCGCCCCGACCUUCUCCAUUUACUGCACUUUAAGGCUGAUUGUGGCACUUUCCCUGGGAACAAUUUUCAACAAUAGCCUUGUCCUUCUUGUAGAAUGGUGUCCAACUCAAUUCCAACCUAUGAUCACAACAGCCAUAACACUGAUUUUGAGCAUUGGCCAAGUGUUAUUAGCAGGACUGGCUUAUGUCUUCCGUGAUUGGCAAACAUUACAGCUAUCCAUCUCUUUGCCCUACUUUGUAUAUUUUCUGUUUAUAUGGUGGUUUUCAGAGUCUGCCCGCUGGCUGAUAAUGGAAGGCAAAUUAGAAAACUCUUUAAGAGAACUCAAGAGAGUUGCCAACUUUAAUGGAAGCAAAGAUGCUGCUAAUAAUCUGAACCUUGAAUUUUUGAGAUCAGCAAUGAAAACAGAACUUGCUUCCCGUACUGAUCAAAUCAAGAUCAAGGAACUCCUUGCCAGUCCCAUCAUGUGCAGGACAAUCUUAUGCCUCUUCUUUAUAAGAUUCUCGGCGCUUUUCUUCUUUUAUGGCCUUAUGCUGGACUUGAAGAAUUUGGGGGAUAAUUUAUUCCUGAAUCAGGCCCUACUUGGAGUUAUAGAUAUCCCAACCAAGUAUCCUGCUUUUUUUAUAAUGAAGUAUAUCAAUCGCCGGACUGCACUAGCUCCUGUCCUCUUCCUGGCUGGAAGCUCAGUUCUAAUCAACAUUUUUAUCCCUAAAGAUUGGCCAAACUGGCGUCUUGCUAUUGCUAUGAUAGGAAAGGGUUUCAUGGCAAUCUACUUCAACAUGGGUAUAAUCUACAACAAUGAACUUUUACCUACUGGCAUGAGGUCUACUCUUCAAGGACUGAUUACACUUGUUAGUAGGUUAGGAGCAACAGCGGGCACUUUCGUGCUGAUCACCAAAUACUACUUUGCACCCUUGCCCAUGAUUUUUUAUGGAGCAAUACCAAUAUUGGCCUCCAUAUCUGUCUACUUCCUACCAGAAACCCGAAACUGUCCGUUGCCUGAUAGCAUUGCAGAUGUAGAAAAACGGACAGUAAGAGGGACUGGGAAUCUAGCAGGACUGGUUGACACUAUUCUAGAUGGCCUUAGAGAAAAUACUGAUAAUGAUGCUUUAUGA
Molecule: messenger RNA, 1686 nt
Organism: Chrysochloris asiatica (Cape golden mole)
Lineage: Eukaryota; Metazoa; Chordata; Mammalia; Afrosoricida; Chrysochloridae
Product: solute carrier family 22 member 9-like
Exons: 10
Coding region: 1-1686 (561 amino acids)
Biological process (GO): transmembrane transport
Cellular component (GO): membrane
Molecular function (GO): transmembrane transporter activity
Source: RefSeq, a predicted model, not a curated record